Molecule: messenger RNA, 7915 nt
Organism: Onychostoma macrolepis
Lineage: Eukaryota; Metazoa; Chordata; Actinopteri; Cypriniformes; Cyprinidae
Product: mucin-2-like
Exons: 43
Coding region: 34-7407 (2457 amino acids)
Cellular component (GO): extracellular matrix
Molecular function (GO): protein binding
Source: RefSeq, a predicted model, not a curated record
GUGCACCACUGAGUAGAUGGUUCAUUGGACAGAAUGGCUCUACGCGAGGCAACACUUUUCGGAAUAAUUAUUGUAUUCUCAGGCCACAUUCACUCUGUGUUUACAGCUCAAAAUGUAUGUAAGACGUAUGGCAGCGGCAUCUUUUAUUCCUUUAACAAAACUGCGUUUCAUCUGAAGACCACAUGUCCUGUAACGUUUACACGCUUCAAUCAUGCUGGAGUGGACUGUCAUAUCAUCGUCCAGCGUGGAUCGAAUGGCCUGAUGGACAGAGUGGAGAUCAUUGUGAAUAAAGUCACAACCCUCGUUCACAAUAACACUGUGACAGUGGAAGGCAGCAGAAUUUCCCUUCCAUACGAUCACACCUAUCAGCACGUGUUUCAUUAUGGAAUCUAUACCAGGCUCCAAAGCAAAGUUUUGCCAUUGUCUGUCACAUGGUACAGUGUAGCUAAUGGUGUUAGUUCACUUUGGGUGCAACUUAACCAGGAUUUAGUGGAGGGCAUGAGUGGACUUUGUGGGCACAAGAACAGCUUAGAAACUAUGCAGCAGCUGAUAUCCACUAGUGUCUUCUCUGAUGGUCAAUGUCUGACACAAGACUCUGUUAUACAGACAAACACAGUUUGUAAAAACCUUAUGUCCCAUGCUUACGAAUGUCUCGCUACUAAAUAUCAAACCUACCUGAAUCUGUGCUAUAAAAAUAUGAAUGGAUUAUGGCAUCAGGAAUCAAACUGCUCAUUUUUUAAAGAGCUCUCGCUGAUGUGCGGGAGCUCCAGUCCAGUGUGGUCAGUGUGGAGAUCAAAAAGCAACUGCCCCAAACCUCAUUGCCCUGGAGACUUGCACUAUGUAGAGAUGGGUCCUGCUUUCCCGCCAACCUGCAGCAACCCACAGAAUUACACCACAGAACUUACUAGCACCUGUCUGCCUGCUGAAGGAAAGGUCCUGAAUGAUCGCGUUGAUGGUUACCAUUCCAUUAAUGUGGAGGAAUGUCCAUGUGUGCAUGCAAAGAUAAUGUAUGCACCAAUGCAGGAGCGCAGAACAAAGUGCCAGACCUGUACCUGCAUCAGAGGAAACUGGGCAUGUUCUGCUAACACAUGUCCAGCCAAGUGUAUUAUUGAGGGCCAGUUCAUCACUACAUUUGAUGGCAAACAGUAUUCUAUGCUAGAAAAAUGCACCUUUGUGGCUGCAAGGGGACUUAACUGGACAUUGAACAUUCAAUAUUCUGGGCAAGGUAUUGUCAUAGAAAAGGCAUAUCUUAAUAUCAACCAGGAAAGAUAUACCUUCUCUGCAAACAGCAUACAACUGAACAACAUAGAAAUCAGUGACCUAUCACAGACUGAGUCUACCACAGUCUUUUGGCAGUCUUCAAUGUUCAUUCAAGUUCAGACAUCAUUUGGCCUGAAAAUGCAAGUUCAAGUCUCUCCAGAAAUUCAAAUAUAUUUGAAUUUGCCACCAACCGAAAACACUAAAGGUCUUUGCGGAACUUUUAAUAAUGACACAAGCGAUGACUUCACUACUUUUAGUGGGAUCAUAGAAAGUUCAGUUCAGCUUUUUGCCCUGUCCUGGUCAAUGGGCACAUGUACCCCAAUUACUGGAUGUAUCAACACUGACAAUGAGAUAUUUGCUGAGGAGAACUGUGACCAACUGAAAGAUCCAGAAGGAGUGUUUGCUGCAUGUCACGAUUAUGUACCUGUUUCACCCUUUGUCGAGGCAUGUGUAAAAAGAACAUGUCAGUGCUCAGCUGCAUUACAGGAAUGUUUAUGUGUCUCUUUUGGCAACUACGCAAAAGCCUGUGCAACUCAGGGAAUCACUGUUGGGGACUGGAGAUCAGAAACAAACUGCAUUCCUUCGUGCAUGGGCAACCUGAGGUUUGAUUAUGCCAUGUUGGCGUGUAACCACACCUGCCGUUCCUUCUCGGGCCCUGAUCCCACCUGUGAGGUGGUGGACGACCCUGUGGACGGGUGUGGAUGCACAUCAGACUCUCACCUGAGCAACCAACAGACCUGCAGCCCUCGCCCGCUGUGCAGCUGCUACCACCUAGGAGGUGUCACACCUCCAGGUCAUGUGGUUAUCGGUGGACGCCAAUGCUUGUGUGAAAAUGGACAACUUCAUUGUCCUAAAGUUUGCAAUUGCACAGUGGGAAAGAUUUGCCUGGAUUGUGCCCAAAUACCAGUGAACACAGCCCAUAGGACAUGUGAAAGCUUGAACAAACCUGUAAGUGAUGAUAACAGCUGUAUCAGUGGCUGUUAUUGUCCAGAUGGCCUUUUUGAAGAUCACAACGGUGGUUGUGUGGUUCAUGAAAACUGCACCUGCGAAUUCAGUGGGAAGGUGUAUGAAACUGGGCAGAGUGUAGAGACCAACUGUAAAAUAUGCACAUGUAGAGGUGGUGAAUGGUCUUGUAUAGAUGAGGCAUGUUCAGGAGUAUGUGAGGUGUUUGGAAAUGGACAGUAUCGCACCUUUGACUCCAAAUGGUACAGAUUCGAUGGCCACUGUCAGUACACCCUAGUGAAGGACGCUGGUUCAGCUGGGCAGUUUGCAGUUAAAACUGAGAGUGUUCCUUGUUGUGACGAGUCUUUAACAUGUUCCCGCGCCAUCUCAGUGGAGCUCUUGGGUGCAGUGACUCUGAUGUUGAGUGACAUGAAGGUAACUAAGAUACUUCAGGCAGGGGCUGCAUUGCUGGCAGAGCCCCUGUACUCAAUCCAAACUGUGGGCCUCUACAUCAUUAUCUCAGUUCCUGGACUGGGGAUCACUGUAAUCUGGGACAAACAUACCAGGGUCACCAUCCAACUAGAGCCUCAGUGGAGAGGGCGAGUGUUGGGACUUUGUGGGAACUUUGAUGGAAAGGUGACAAACGACCUUCUGACAAGCAGCUCCUCAGAAGUUUUCAGUGCUUUGGACUUUGGGAAUAGUUGGAAGACAGCAACUCCACCAUGCUCAGAUGUAACCCAUGAAACAUUUCCUUGUGAACGACACUCCUACUGUGCAGCCUGGGCCCAGCGGCGAUGUAUGAUCCUGAGAUCGGACACCUUUAUAGAUUGCCAUUUGAAGGUAGAUCCAGAGCCUUAUUACCAAGCCUGUGUUUUGGAGUCCUGUUCUUGUGAGUUUGAGGGAAAGUUUCUCGGCUUUUGUACUGCUGUCUCAGCUUACGCAGAGGUGUGCAGUGCAAAGGACGUCUGCAUCAACUGGAGAACCCCCGAUUUGUGUCCGGUGUAUUGUGACUAUUACAAUGAAGUGGGACAGUGCACCUGGCAUUACAAUCCCUGUGGCCAGGUUAAGACCUGUGGCACUAAUAACCACUUUACAGGAAAACUUGAAGGUUGCUACCCAAGAUGCCCUGAGGAGACCCCAUAUUAUGACGAAAACUUAGGAAAAUGCACCGCUUUGGACAACUGCACUUGUACCUUCAUGAACAGAGUGUUGUCACCUCCUGAUGAAAUGUGCACUUCUUAUACAUGCUGUAAAUGCCUUGAUGGACAAAUUGUCUGCACUCCUACAUUUACAUCUACAACUACGACUACAAUUUAUUACACAUCGACAGCUCAGUCAUCUACAACAAUAAUAACCCACACAGCCACAACACAACGACCAACAACUCAGAGCACAACACAAUACGUAAAACCAACAACAGAAUACACAACGAAACCAACAACUGAGAAGACAACAGAAUCUUCUACAACUCCAAUUAAAGACACAACUACAACACAACUACCAACAGCUGUGAGCACAAUAGAAUACAAAACCACAACAGAACCACCAUCCUCACAGAGCACAAAGGAAUACAAAACACAACUACCACCAACUGAGAGCACAACAGAACAUAAAACCACAACACGUCCAUCAACAACUAAAAGUACAACAGAAAUGUUUACAACUCCAAUGGAAGAAACAACCACAACACAACCACCACCAACUGAGAGCACAACAGAACACAGAACCACAACACGUCCAUCAACAACUGAAAGUACAACAGAAGCAUACACCACUCCAAUGGAAGAAACAACCACAACACAACUACCACCAACUGAGAGCACAACAGAACAUAAAACCACAACACGUCCAUCAACAACUAAAAGUACAACAGAAAUGUUUACAACUCCAAUGGAAGAAACAACCACAACACAACCACCACCAACUGAGAGCACAACAGAACACAGAACCACAACACGUCCAUCAACAACUGAAAGUACAACAGAAGCAUACACCACUCCAAUGGAAGAAACAACCACAACACAACCACCACCAACUGAGAGCACAACAGAACACAAAACCACAACACGUCCAUCAACAACUGAAAGUACAACAGAAACAUACACCACUCCAAUGGAAGAAACAACCACAACACAACCACCACCAACUGAGAGCACAACAGAACACAAAACCACAACACGUCCAUCAACAACUGAAAAUACAACAGAAAUAUACACAACUCCAGUGGAAGAAACAACCACAACACAACCACCACCAACUGAGAGCACAACAGAACACAGAACCACAAUACGUCCAUCAACAACUGAAAGUACAACAGAAACAUACACAACUCCAAUGGAAGAAACAACCACAACACAACCACCACCAACUGAGAGCACAACAGAACACAGUACCACAACACGUCCAUCAACAAUUGAAAGUACAACAGAAACAUACACAACUCCAAUGGAAGAAACAACCACAACACAACCACCACCAACUGAGAGCACAACAAAACACAGAACCACAACACGUCCAUCAACAACUGAAAGUACAACAGAAACAUACACAACUCCAAUGGAAGAAACAACCACAACACAACCACCACCAACUGAGAGCACAACAGAACACAGUACCACAACACGUCCAUCAACAAUUGAAAGUACAACAGAAACAUACACAACUCCAAUGGAAGAAACAACCACAACACAACCACCACCAACUGAGAGCACAACAAAACACAGAACCACAACACGUCCAUCAACAACUGAAAGUACAACAGAAACAUACACAACUCCAAUGGAAGAAACAACCACAACACAACCACCACCAACUGAGAGCACAACAAAACACAGAACCACAACACGUCCAUCAACAACUGAAAGUACAACAGAAACAUAUACAACUCCGGUGGAAGAAACAACCACAACACAACCACCACCAACGGAGAGCACAACAGAACACAAAACCACAACACGUCCAUCAACAACUGAAAGUACAACAGAAACAUACACAACUCCAGUGGAAGAAACAACCACAACACAACCACCACCAACUGAGAGCACAACAGAACACAAAACCACAACACGUCCAUCAACAACUGAAAGUACAACAGAAACAACCAUACCAACAAAACAAUACACAACUGCAACUCAGCCAACUACUGAAGCUACAACUUCUGUAAAAUAUAGCACUUCAGUGUCAACAGUGUCUACAACAGAAUUAAUAAUAGUAACUGGCCCUACUAUCACCAUUCUAAGUCCAAACUCACCUCAAGAAGUGAAUACAACAACUAAUCCUACAACAACAACCCCUUCUCUGACAUCUGUACUCAGUACUACAAUACCUACCACUGAACACACAACUCCAGUGUGCGAGUGCAAAGAUGUGAUGCGAAAUCAAAGCUGGCUGUGUGGAGAAACUUGGAGAGAGGAUUGUGCUGAUAAAGCCUGUAAUGCUGGAGUGACUGAGGUAAAAUCCAUUACCUGUCCAACAUCCGCAAUCAGGACUGAUUGCCCUAGAGACAAGGAGUCUUUGGUCAAAGAUGAAGAGACUUGCUGUGAGAGCUGGAAGUGUGACUGCCAGUGUCAAGUUUAUGGAGACCCACACUACAUCUCCUUCCAGGGGAUCACUUUUGACUUCAUGGAUAACUGCACCUACACUCUAGUGGAGGAGCGAGUACUGCAGCACAGAUUAAGCAUUACUGUAGACAACUACUACUGUGUGCCGGAAAUUGAUAAUUCGUGUUCUAGGGGAAUCACAUUAAAGUACUGGAAUGAUAUUGCCACACUUAUGGUAACAGAGGAGUUCACGGUAGAGUGUACAUUGAACCAGGAGAUUAUAAAACCACCAUAUGAAGAUCAGGUCUUCAAGUUUGAAAACAGUGAUAACCAGGUCUACAUCUACAUCAAGCCUAUCCGUUCCUAUGUUUCUCUUACACCUUUCAACAAUCUGUUAAUCAACCUGGCAAUGGAGUACUUCCAAAACAACACCCAAGGACAGUGCGGUGUCUGUGGUGGGCAGUCGUGUAUACGAAGAAACGGUGUAGUUGAAGAUGACAACUGCUGUGAUAAGACUGCAUAUGACUGGGUUGUAGAAGACUCUCUGAAACCCUACUGCAAAUCUGUGCUCACCAAUGUUCCUUGUGUCCCUCCCCUGCCACCUUCUCCUCCACCUCCACCUCCGCCAUCCUGCCAUCCUACAAUAUGUGACCUACUUCACCAUGAAGUAUUUGCGGAGUGUGGUGAAAGGAUCAAUCUUACAUCCGUAGAGAAGAAUUGCCGGUUUGACUACUGUUCAUACAAUAGUAGUGUUGGUGCCUGUUCCUCUCUGGAGUACGCAGCAUCAGAGUGCAAAAGGAUUGGUAUUUGUGUGGACUGGAGAUACCUUACCAAUGGCUUCUGUGAGAUCACAUGUCCGGAAGGAAUGAUGUACAACGAGUGUCGAAAGUCUCCAAAUGAUGUCUGUCGAGGCGGUGUCCGCGUGCCUGCAACCUCUGUGGUUGGUCUGAGAUCAGGCUGCUUUUGUCCAGAUGGCCAGAUGCUUGCAGAAGAACACAAGCAAAUCUGUGUGUCUGAAUGCCCAACAUGUAAAGGGCCAUUGGGUGAGCCCAUGCCGGUGGGAGCAGUAUGGGAAUCAAACUGUCACAUAUGCACAUGUAAUAACCAGACUAGAACUGAAGAGUGCAUACCCAAACCUCGAGAACCCACUCCAGUCUGCAGCACCUACUCCAUGCUGGUCUCUGACUGCUGUGACAAUCAGAUAUGCGUUGAGAAGAGUUGCGAGUACAAUGGAAAGACUUACGAGGUGGGUGAUCGCUGGACAGACCCUUCACGUCCGUGUGAGUCUUACAGCUGUAGUCAGACAGGAACUGAGGUUGUGAAAACCGUGUGUCCGGUGCAAACAUGUGCUGAGGAUUUACGAGUGUGGGAUGAACAUCAUUGCUGCUAUUCAUGUAAUGUUACAUGCACUGCCAGAUUGAUGAGGAUGAACCUCACGAUUGCUGACUGCUCACAGGAAGUCGAGCUGCCCAGUUGUGAGGGCCAGUGUGAGACACACAACAGGUGGGUUCAUACUAACGGCACACUUCAGCUUGAACAGAGUCACCAGUGCUGUAAAGAGAGAAAUUAUGAGAUGAGAGAAAUCAUGCUGACUUGCAGUAAAAACUCCCCAACCCACUUCACAUACAGACAUGUCACAGGCUGUGAAUGCAGGGUUGAAGUUUAAGUUUACCUGACACAGAAAUGUAUGAAAAUUUUAGUUAAUGUUACAUCUGAUUAAUUUUGGUGGUUGUAUAUGCACAAUUAAUAAUUAGAAGCUGAUGUGUGUGAUGAUUUAGUUUCAAGCCAAACAAACACAUUACUGCCGUUUGUACUUUUCAGCAUGUUUUAAGUGAAUCAGCUUCAUUAACUGCCAAUCUGUCUGUGCCAAAAUCAAUGCUUUAUAUUUGUUUAAAUGAUAACCACUAUUUUAUUUUGUUUUGUCAAAAACUUACUGCAAUUACGUGCAAUAUAUUUCAAUUAUCACUUUAAUUUGAUCUGUUUUAUGUUUUCUGCCUGUCACAUAUGAAUAAUGCCAUGCUUGUGUGUGUCUGUACUUUUAAUGUGAUUUCACAAACAAAUCAAACUUGUGAUUGUAACCUGAUAUCAGGUGUCAAGGCCUCAAAGGCUUUUGUAAUCCACUUCAUGGAGUCAUAAUUCAUAAUAACCAUUAAUUCAAUAAAAAAUAAGUUUGA